Eimeria acervulina is the source of this 603-nucleotide messenger RNA. RefSeq lists its product as hypothetical. NCBI's taxonomy places the organism in Eukaryota, Apicomplexa, Conoidasida, Eucoccidiorida, Eimeriidae. Bases 1 to 603 code for a protein of 200 amino acids. The transcript has a single exon. The record is from RefSeq and is a predicted model, not a curated record.
AUGCGCUGCUGCAGCGGCGGCGGCAGCAGCGUCUGCAGCAGCAGCCGCAGCCGCAGCAGCAGCAGCAGCAGCAGCACUCGCAGCAGAGCCAGCCCCACCGACCCCCAGGGAGAUGUAGCAGCAGCAGCUGUUGUUGUUGGCCGUUUGCAUCCGUUGCUCUUUCUAGUGAGUCUUCUGCCUCUUUCUGCGCCUGUCUGCAGCAGCAGCAGUAGCAGUAGCAGCAGCAGCAGCAGCAGCAGCAGCAGGGCGCUGUGCGCGGACGAAGGAGAAGCACCAGCAAGUGCUGCAGCUGCUGCAGAAGAAAACCAGAGACCAAGCAGCAGCAAUAGCUGGAAACCCCUGCUGCUGCCUACAGCGGAGCAGCAGCAGGGGCAACAAAACAAGCAGGAGCAGCAAACUGCAGCAGCAGCUGCCUUCAGCCCUAUUGUCACUUCCUCGGACUCGAGAGCAUCUUCAGCUGCAGCUGCAGCAGCAGCAGCAGCACUAGCAGCAACAGAAGCAGCACCAAUUUUGGCUUUGGUGUGGGUCUUACUGUGGUUCGCCUGCAGUAUUUCCCGCAGCAGCAGCACUAGCAGCAGCAACAGCAGCAGCAAGCAGCAGUAG